Molecule: messenger RNA, 369 nt
Organism: Rotaria sp. Silwood1
Lineage: Eukaryota; Metazoa; Rotifera; Eurotatoria; Philodinida; Philodinidae
Source: the annotation of a GenBank genome assembly
AUGCUUUUUCGAAAACAAAUUGAGACCUACUCAUUGGAAUGUAUUGAGAAAAAGAACGAACGUGUAUUGUCCAUCAUCAAAUUAAUAAAAUUAGAUGAAUGGUCAAGUUACAAUGGUUAUUAUGUUGGUGAAAUUGAAGAUGAUGAAUCAGUAUUAAAACCGACGAAUGUUCUUAAAUGUUCACAUGGUGGUGAUGUUAUUGAUAAAACAGGUGAUAUACCAGCUGUUGAUUGUAGUAAUAAAGAUGUAAAGACAUUUCUUCUUUCACCACAUUAUUAUCAUCUUCAAGAAAAAGUAGCAAAUGCAGCAAUUGAAUCAACAUAUUUAUUUCUGAAGAAACUGAGAUUUAACAGAAAGAAAAUAUGCUAA